Messenger RNA from Cloeon dipterum, 2308 nucleotides. RefSeq names its product amino acid transporter heavy chain SLC3A1-like. The coding region runs from base 143 to 2047 and encodes 634 amino acids. Lineage: Eukaryota; Metazoa; Arthropoda; Insecta; Ephemeroptera; Baetidae. The transcript has 9 exons. Gene Ontology annotation, biological process: carbohydrate metabolic process. The record is from RefSeq and is a predicted model, not a curated record.
GCCAGAGGCGCAUGUGCCGGCGCGGACCUAAAUUUACGCCGGGUCGGAAUUAUCGACCCCUACGCUGCAAAAUAAACCCCAGCUGAGAGUUUCGUCAGCCGAGAAUGACGCGUUCGUGGUAGAGAGUGGGCCGACAAGCGCGAUGAACGUUCCGGAACUGGCCUCGGGGGUCGAGGCGGCCAACUCGCUUUCCUCCCUGGCCCUGCCGAGCACGGACUUGGCCAAAUCGCCCUCCAGCAGCACCUUUUUAGGUGAUGAGGAGGCCAGGUCCACAUGCCCGCUCCUCACGCCGUCGCCUCCCGCUGUUGCGAAUGACCAGUACACGCCUGAAAACGAGACCACAUUUUCCCUGACUGAUGACGCCAACGAUGAGAUCACCCAUUUCCAAUCGCCUCUGGAAGUCGAAAUGCGCGCAGGGGUCAAGUUUAGUGCGGCCAGGCAGAGCAUGCAGAGCGAGGGGAGCACCAGCUCCGGCAGCUCCGGCCAGGAGCCGACCGCGUGCGUGCAGCUGCUGGGCCCACACCACAACUACCAGCACAUCUAUAUGACCACGGCCGUCGACCCUGACGGCCCGUUGCAGGAAAACGGCGGCACGGUGAACAUGCCGCUCUCAUUCGACCAGUUCUCAAACGUCGGCGACUAUUUUUUCACCACCUGGAACUGGCCGCUCAUCAGACAAAUCAGUUCCUUUUGCGUCGUGGCGGUUUUGAUCGGAGCUUUCGGCAUCGCCAUCUCCAUGAUCGCCACCCUUCCCAAGGACUGCGAUCCCCCGCACGAGUGGUGGACCUCCGCCACCGUCUACGAGAUUUUUCCCGCGUCUUUUAAAGACUCGAAAUACCAAGACGGCGUUGGAGAUCUGAGUGGCGUCGUGAGCCCCGAGAGCAUCAACUACUUAAAGGGUCUUGGCAUCGGCGCCGUGAGACUGAACUCAAUCUUUACCUCGCACAACUACCCUGAAGAUUACCACAAUGCCGAAUCUUUGACUGACGUUAACCAGAAAUUAGGCUCCAUCGAGGAUGUCAGGACGCUGGCCAAGAAACUGCACGCAAACAACAUUUCGCUCAUCCUCGACUUGCCUGUCCAUAUUGUCAAGUAUAACAGCACUGCAGGCCCGGAUUACAUUGACCCAGUAAUCAACGCGCUGGAAUUCUGGCGCUCCUACGACGUGGACGGAUUCUAUUUCGUCGGCCUGGACAACGAGACUGUCCAGCCUCAUUUGAAAAGCCGGCUGCAAAGCUGGCGCCAAGCUGUUUCCAAGCGACACGUUUUUAUAGCACCACCGAUACUUGGCAUUGAAAAUCUCGUGGACCUGGUGCACAUAUCUCUUGAUCUCACUCACGGAGGCCCUUUGAGGUCACCAAUUACUGGGGCAUUGGAGUUGUGGUCGCAGAAAAUCUUGUGGAGCGUCGGCCACAGCGGCAACCUGCGCCUGGCAGACCGCCUCAAAGACAGCAACAACACGGUGGCUGCUCUUCUGCUGCUCAUGUCCCUGCCGGGCACCCCCUCCAUUCUAUACGGGGACGAAAUCGGGCUGAAAGCCCCUCAGGACCUUGACACAGACAAUGGGGAACUGCAGCACCUGCGGCAGCUGCCGCCGAUGCCGUGGGCCUACUCGAACCAGAACAAAUUCACCGACCACAACGUCCUGCCGUGGAUGCCGAGCGGAGAGGCCCUGCUCAAGAACUCGGACGCGCAAAAGGCGCAGACCGCGGUGGCCAAAAUGGCAGUGCUGAGGAAGUACUCGCCGCAGAUGUACAUGACCAACCACACGAUUGGAAUGCCCAGAGGCAGCAAAAAUUUUGUCAUCAAGUACGAAAAUGCAGAGACCGGCGUGAUCGUGGUUCAGCGGUGGUACCAGCGCCGGCACAAAGUGGUCACGAUCGCCAACCUGGGACAGAACGCGAUUUCACCGGACCUCUCGAGCUACUACCACGGCGGCAAGGUGCUGAUUGCGUAUCCAAACCCACGGCUGCAGGGCCAGGAUAUCAUUAUGCGCCAGCUGUCCCUUGUGGCGGGCGAGGUGCUCGUCCUGCAGGUCGACAAGUAACAAGCACAAAUUUUUCGAUCGAUAUCAAAAUCUGACACACAGCUUUAUCUGUAACAGCUGCAUAUUUUUGAAACUUUUGCUGAAUGUUAGGAAAUAAUACUUAAACACACACAACACACAUUUACCCUCUUGGUCAGUAUUGAUAAAAUAAGUAUGAAACUGAAUUGUUGUGAUAAGUUUACGGUUAUGGAAGUUUCUCACAAUAUACUGCCUGCCAUUUUCUUCUCUUGUUAUUAAACUUCACCCUUUGUCUGGAGAAAA